GAGAGAGAGAGAGAGAGAGAGAGGAAUUUAGCCGUGUGUGAGAAAGUGAAAGAAAUUUGACAAAGAACAAGAGAAAACUUGGCAAGAGAACGAGAGAGAGAGAGAGAGAGAGAGAGAGAGACAAUUCCCAUUUAAACACACACACACACACAGAGAGAGAAGAGAGAGAGAGAGAAGAGAGAGAGAAGAGAAUAAGAAAAACAAACGGGCGAUAGAAAGACUAGAGAGAGAGAGAGAACAAGUUGCUUUUUAACAACGACCAACAAGCGACUUUCAACUCUCUCAUCAUCACUCACUCACUCACUCAUUCACACUCACACACACACGACAAUAGAGAGAGAGUAGAGAGAGUUUCUUUCUUUUUAUUAUUAUUAUUAUUAUUAUUAUUACAUACUCUCUCUCUCUCACACACACACAUUCCCACGCUCAUUUGCACUCGCACGCUCAUUGGCAUUCCCACACGCACUCUCACGCAAUCGCACUGAUUCGCACUCGCAUUCUCUCACGAUGGGAAUGCCCGCGGUGCAUAGCGUUGCUGCACGCUCUUUUACACAGUCUCGCUCUUCUCUUGCCUAUCUCGCUUGUCAAUUCAUUAUUCUCUUGUUACGGGCUAUCACUCCCAUUGCAUAUCUCUUCAUUUCUUAUCUAUUGGUAUGGGGUCCCUCGACGCUAUGGAUCGUUUCUCAAGAAUCUCUCCCUCGCACGCUUAUCUUUGCUAGUCUCAUUGCUUGGAUGGCCGCAGAAACUCUCUGGUUCCCAUACUACUUGCUGACAGUCAAGCGCCUCCAGAGACGGAACCCAGCGUACCAUGCAACAUCGGACCCAGACACCCGUCGCGCUCUCCUCGUGCGCUGUCUCGAUGCUCUCGAAGCAGCCUCUCCCAUAAAAACACGCAUCAACGACAUGAAGCGUGUCAUUGCCGGCUGGUUUCUGGGCAAUAUCUCCUUUGACCAGAUUCAGAGAGACAAUAUCAAUUCCUGGGUCGCUUGGGCCUUUCUCGAUGAGGAUGUCGAUACCCUCGACAGUGACAAGCGGGCGCACGUGGAUGACUUGGUGUCGCUCAUUGAAAAGCGUUUAGACCAUGUUUUUCCUCUUGGCAGCAACCCCGCCGCCAAAUGCAUCCGUCUCACCCUCGAUCCCGUCCAAGCAACGCACCGUCCCCUCGUGUAUUACCUUGCCACAAAAUGCCUCAAUGCGAUCGGGACCCGCUUGCUCCACCAGCUGGGCUUUUACUACAGGACCCUCGAUCCCAUGGAUGUGGCUGGAACGGGCACGCUGAGGUACUUGUAUCGCCCUGCCACAGAACCCACGCCCCUCGGUGCUACCCCCAUUGUCUUUGUCCACGGCAUUGGCAUUGGCUUUGCUGCGUACCUCCAGCUCCUGGCUCGCUUGCCCCGCAACGUCCCCAUCUAUCUCUUGGAGUGGCCCCACGUUUCCAUGCAAUUAAAAGAGCAAGUCCCAACCAUCCCAGACACCCUGAGUUUUCUAUCUGGCAUGCUCCGUCGGGACAAGCACCCUCGCGCCACCUUUGUCGCCCACUCGCUCGGCACCGUUGCGGUUUCGUGGAUCCUCAAAUCGCCUCUCCAUCGCAACCUGGUUUCGUCAGUGGUUCUUUUGGAUCCCGUCACUUUUCUCUUGUGCGACCCCGCCAUUGCCUACAACUUUUUGUACCGCCCGCCCACCUCGGUCCUCGAACUGCUCAUGAGCUACUUUGUCUCGCGCGAAAUGUACAUUGCGCAUUCCCUCUCUCGCCACUUUCACUGGUCCAAAAACAUUUUAUUUUACGACGAAUUGCCACAACCGACUCUAGACGGGCGCGGCGGACGCAAUGCGGUCCUCUUGGCCGGCCACGACGCCAUUGUCCCUUCCCCCCGCGUCAAGGCCUACCUCGACGCCCAGCACUCGUAUACCUCUGACACGCUUUUGGACGUUUUAUACUAUCCCACCCGCCACCACGGCGAACUCUUGCUCCGCAAAUCCAUGCUGGACCCCGUCAUGUCCAAAAUUUUGAUUGCAUGCGGAUCAAACCCUCACGUUUCCUUUUCGCAUCGUCGCAUGUCGCGUCGUCCUGCACCCUUUUAUCGGUAUAAACCGGCUUGGAAGGUUGUCAAGCUGGGAGGUGAAAAGCCUCGGAUUAUGGUUGUUUCUGCGCGCAAAGGGUGGGGAACUCCCGUUUAAUUUUCUCUUUUUUUUUUUCUUAUUUUGGGGGCAAGGGAAUUGGGGAUACAGCCACGGUUUAGGUUUUAUUUUCUGAUACACACACGCACUUUUGAUAGACUUUGGGACAUUUUAUUUGUAUACUAUCAUUUUUCUGUGAACGUGGGAUACCAAGUGGUGGGGAUAAAAUAAUAAUAAUAUAUCACAGGUUAAUAAUGAG
This is a messenger RNA of Spizellomyces punctatus DAOM BR117, 2377 nucleotides long. RefSeq lists its product as uncharacterized. The record is from RefSeq and is a predicted model, not a curated record. Bases 508 to 2178 code for a protein of 556 amino acids. NCBI's taxonomy places the organism in Eukaryota, Fungi, Chytridiomycota, Chytridiomycetes, Spizellomycetales, Spizellomycetaceae. The transcript has 3 exons.